This is a messenger RNA of Morus notabilis, 1101 nucleotides long. RefSeq names its product tropinone reductase-like 3. Bases 124 to 891 code for a protein of 255 amino acids. Gene Ontology annotation, molecular function: oxidoreductase activity. The transcript has 6 exons. The record is from RefSeq and is a predicted model, not a curated record. NCBI's taxonomy places the organism in Eukaryota, Viridiplantae, Streptophyta, Magnoliopsida, Rosales, Moraceae.
GUAGCUGGCUGUCCUAUCCAAGUCUGAUUUAACAAGGACGUAUUUCUGUUUGGUUCCGAGAAAAACCACCCAAGAUAAUUUUCUCGUCUGUUCGUGAAAUCUGGAGCUUAACAAAGAAAAAGAAUGGAGAAAUCUAAGAUUGGAAAGAGAUUCGAAGGGAAGGUGGCAAUCGUGACGGCUUCGACUCAGGGAAUCGGCUUCAGCAUCGCAGAGCGUCUCGGCUUGGAAGGUGCCUCUGUUGUGAUCUCCUCUCGCAAGCAGAAAAAUGUGGAUGAGGCAGUUGAAAAGCUUAGGGAGAAGGGAAUUGAAGUGUUGGGGCUUGCUUGUCAUGUGUCAAACGCACAACAAAGGAAGAAUCUUAUUGACAAGACUGUGGAGAAAUAUGGAAAGAUAGAUGUGGUGGUAUCCAACGCUGCCGCCAAUCCGUCCGUCGAUUCUAUUUUGGAAACCCAAGAUUCUGUCCUUGACAAGCUUUGGGAGAUAAAUGUCAAAGCUUCUAUACUUAUUGUAAAGGAUGCUGCUCCUCACUUGACAAAGGGUUCUUCGAUUGUUUUAAUUUCCUCUGUUGCUGGUUUCCACCCACAAGCUGCCAUGGCGAUGUAUGGUGUGACUAAAACUGCCCUUCUGGGGCUUACCAAGGCCCUUGCUGCUGAGAUGGCCCCGAAUACCCGUGUAAAUUGUGUUGCUCCUGGUUUUGUGCCAACGCAUUUUGCCGAUUUCAUCACAAAAGAUGAAGCCACCAGGAGGAGAAUUGAAGACAAGACUCUACUUAACAGGCUUGGUACCACUGAAGACAUGGCUUCUGCUACUGCGUUUUUGGCGUCUGAUGAUGCAUCUUACAUAACUGGAGAAACUCUAGUCGUGGCUGGAGGGAUGCCCUCUAGACUCUGAUUCCCCUCCUUUUUCUAUAUCAUUUCAUCCCACGAAGUUAUAAUGUUAGAAUUCGUGGAGUAAAAUAAACCUUGAUUUCGAGGUUACUGAUAUCGAUAAAGUUCACAGUUAGCAAUUUUCUUCGACAAAAUUCUAUAAGGAAAACGCAGUGACACGACACACAUGUAACAUUGUGCUUCAGUUUAUUGUAAUAUGCAAGGUUUUAGUACA